UUGAUAUAAUAGAGUAGCCAUCACUAGACAGCAACGGCAUGUCACCUUCGACCAUCGUCAGUAGGACCGCGUUGCGCCGAUAGUAACGAGCUACCGCGAAUAACGGGCGGCCGUCAACUACAGACCACCUCCGUGGCCUGAAUAUGCGCUAACCGCAAUAAUGACAACGGCAACAGUCGUACUACUAGUAGUAGUUGUAUUAAUCAUAGUAGUGAGGGGCUCUCUGUCUGUUGACUAAGACCAAAUUGUGGCGGUAAUGAUUUCUGCGGCAGACUGUUAGGCAGAGGCCCCUAGGAGCGCGGCUACCGAGCGUUUCCAUGGUUGCCCGUUGUUACCAGCGUUGUCGUAGCCGUGUCGCUUGUGCCGCUGCUGGCGGCAUCCUCCGUCGUUCUCUCUAAAAAUGUAUCUAAUUUUUGGUGUUACUACAGGACAGACGUAGGCAACACCAGCGCUAGUGGUCGAUCGAAAAGGCAAUGAAGGAAAGCCUACACUGAAAAUUAUAGGCCGUACAGAUCUAUUCAAGCUGAGCGAUGGACGAAGUGCUGCAGUCGCACCGAGAAGUGGUGCUGCUGCCCUCGGUAUCGUCGCUGGUGCUGCCACCGCGGUGCUAUGAGUAGUACUUGUCGUUCUCACUGACUUUCCUUUGUAGCUUGACUUUGCUUCGGUCAGUUGUCCGCCUGACAACGUAAGUCAGCACCCAUCUGCCCUGGCGUUUACUGCUGCCCGACAGGCGUCGGACAUUUGUCGAAACUGACCGCACUAGCCAAUGAGACAAACACGGUCACAGCAAUAACAGCGGUAACAAACGCGUCGUGAGCUGGUUCGCGUGGAGGUCGUCCGCCGCCGCCGACGCUAUCGCCUCCGCUGCUACAGGAGCAGCUACAGUCGAUCUUCAUGAUACAUUAUAACUACAAUUGCUAGUGCUGCUGCUACUGUCACCUUUAAUAUCGACUCUGUAGCUGUAGUACAAAACGACACAGACGACAGGACGACGGAAGACGACUGUACCGCUGUCGCGCGAUCAUCGGGUUCGAACGUCGCCAGUCAAACGAGACACUAGUAGGUGAAGCAACAGCAGAAGGAAGUCGCAAAGAAACGUUCCCCGCACGUUGUGAUUGUGCCAGCUGUUAUUAUCGUUGCCGAUAUACAUCUACUGAGUAGUGAUACAGGGAACGUGUGAAUAUGUGUGGCUUGUCCGUGUGUUUCUCUCUGUGGAAGCAGUGCUGAGCUAAGUUCGAGCAACAAGCACGCGCGGCGACUAGCAUCACCGGACUACUGAUCAACCAAUUUCAAGGUACUCCCGUUACAGCUGCUGCUGCCGCGCUUGGGAGAGUAAAAAAGGGACCAGCAGCCCCUGGUGCGUUCCUUUGCCGGGUGAAGUUUGACGUGUGCUCCAUGUGCGUUUGUUUGUGUGUUUCUGCGUCUGUCUGUUACUUUUUAUUUUCUGUGCAUAAGAAUUUCGUGCUGAUCCACUCGCGUAAUAUUGCCAUAGAAUACAAUCGUCUAUGUAGGUCGUUCUUUCGCAAAGUAAGCAUACACACCCCACAGAGGAAAACAGGCCCGCGCUUGGUGUUCGAUCUAAUUCAUAUUCGUACUAUUCGCUCAAAGGCUUUGUUCUCUGCGUGUACAAUCAAGGUCCUUUCUUGCUAUUGCCAGUUCACCGCGCCGCCGCCGCUAAUUAUGCUCCGGUAAGAACAAUUUCCUGUUGCGAGUACAAACGGUCGGUCAGCUACUGGGGUUUAUACGUAGCGGGGGUGUAUGUAUGGCCUCGGGUGGUCAUUGAGGUGAUCAUCCCUCUUUUGAGUGAGUGAGUGAGGAUAAGAUAAGCAGAGUAAAGUCUGUGAGGUAAUCUGCUUCUCGUUGUGCGCGACUCAGCUUAUUGGGAUUAAAACAUUGACACAAACGGUACACAAGACUACUUUUCGUCCUUCCUUUUCACAGUGUUUCAGUGGAUCAUAUUUACUGUGUGUGUGUGUAUGUUCGUGACUAAGCCUGUAUCACUGUUGAUGUUGUUACAUUAGAACGUUUGAUUCCGAAGUCAGAAGCAACAGUUGUCAACAGCUAGGCGAAACAUGGGCGGCAAGAAGGCUCGCAGGAUGCGCUGGAGACCGGUCGAUCUCGCUGACGUCUUUGAUGUCAUCUCCACGGCCGCUUCAGAGGACGGGGCACUUCGCGAGGAUGACGAUGAAGAGCGUCGUCAUUCGAGGUCGACCACAUGUAGAAAAUCGCGUCCGUUAUUCCACGAGAGCAGCGGCAACAACAACAAAAAUAGCAGCAGCUCUAAUACAAAUGGCGGUUACAGUAAUACCUAUACGAAUUCUUCGGUGCCGCACUACUACAACUCCAAUAACGGUAAUCGGUCCGGAAAUAAUUAUCAGAAAUUUCUUACGACGGAUUACGGAAAUAGGAGAUGCGGGGGUGACGAUGCCAACGGUCGAGCUGUUUGUGCUGAUGUGAGCAACGAACCAAACGAUGCUCCAAAUGCAGCUGGCAAAAGAGCGUCAGUAAAUGUGGCGUUUACCUGUCACGGCGAACGCAGGCAGAACCGACAAAAUGGCGGCACCUCCAGUUACGAGAAUAGCAUUGGCAACUACAUGAACAGUGUUAACAACAACAGCAACAAUAGUGGUCGAACCAAUGAAGACUGUAGCGGAGAGCGCAGUGGCAGCAGCUGUAACAACAACCGCACUAGUUACAGCAGUGGUGAUAGGACAUACCAUCAGUAUCGGGACCGCUUCCAUUACUACAACGUUACCAGUGACCGGCCGCAGACGUAUAACAAAAACAAUCGAGGGAAAACCAGUUUCGGUUAUUGUUCGACUGGCUAUCACCAUCAGCAGUCGCAGCAUCAGAGCGAAUUCAAUGGAAACUAUUCCGACCAAACGAAUAGCUAUUACGGAAAUGACCGCUGCUGUCGUCGAUCACCUGGCGACUUCGGCGUGAACGAGAGAGCGGAGAGCGAAAACUACGAAUUUCGAGAAGAUCGCGAAGACGGAGCUGACGACAACAGCGGCGACCGGAAGCACGUGAAUAAUGACGUGACCGAUGGCUUUGUCAAGGACCAACAGUCGUCUGGUGCCGCUUCCGCCGCUGCUGCUGCUGCUGCUGCUGCUGCUGCCGCCGCUGGUGCCUCCAACAGUGGACCUUCUGCAAAUAGUGACAGUAGGAGCCACACAAGUACGACUAGUACAGUUACGAACGGCGAGCGAGACGAAACGAGUAAAGGCCAACAGCUGAAUUGUUACUUACACGAUCACAACAGCAGCGGCAGGCAUCACGAUAAUAGAUAUUACCACUCCAACUACGGGAUAAACAGCUGUCAUAGAAGAAACUAUGGCGGAUUGACGUCAUCGUACAGGAGUGCAGGUGGCGCCACUCAUGAUAGCUACCGAGAUCAUCAUCACCAGCAGCAACGACAGCAUAUUUCGUUUGCCGACGACAAAAACGGCGACGGGAACCGCAGCGCUUAUCAACAACAUCAUCAUCAUCCUCAACAAUAUUAUCACCAUUUGUAUUACCAACAAGCGUACGAUGAGGCGUCACUGACACGCAACAACAAGAAUAGUAAUCACAACGGCACGUACUUUGAUCCUGAAGUCUGCUCGGACAGAUAUAAUAAGGAGAACAACUCGACAAACAUGUCAGAGACGUCUACGAGGACCGCAAACGCUGAAACGCUCGUCGGCCCGCCAACUGGUAUCUACAUCAAUGGUCUAUGGAUUCCGUCUGGUGAAAUCGAGCGAAUGGUUGUCAACGGAGAGCUACCCCCACCACCGUUCGGACCUUCAAUACCGCCCUCGAUCGUAUCAGGCUUCUCUCAAAGAAACGUACUCUACUUUUACACAUAUAUGAAAAAAGAAAAAUCAACAUCUCGUCUUAUUAACAAUAUCGGCGCGACGCUAGGGAACAACGCCUUGAAACGCAUCAGCAAAGUUGAACAAGCUAGCGAUGGCGAUAGCCGUGGCGCGGAGGACCCGGAAAAUGACGGGCGUCAAACCCAGCCGAGCCCAGAUACGGUCGCCAUCGCCGACACAAAUGAGGAGUACGUGCCAGUAAUUUACGCAUCUUGGCAACUACCACCUCGUCGAGUGCCCGUAAAGAAUCGCCGCAUACGUCGAAGAAGAUACCUUGAUGACAACUAUGUCGACCUCGAAAGUGACAAUUGCGAUAUUAUAACUAAGGUGACUCCGAAAAACUACCGUUUCAUCUCGAGCUUGGAUCAAAGCAGCGAUCAGGACGAACAAGUUACCAACCGUGGCCAAUUCUGCUUCAGCUCUCAGCGAAACGUCGACGGAGAGUUUAGAGGUAAACGGACUUCUCAUCGAAGUGAUGCCAGGAACAACUGCUAUACAACAGAAUGGAGUAGCAGCAGCUCGAGCUUCGUGACUUCACCGGCGUCAGAUUUCGUUAAAGGAUCAUCUGAUCUAGAUCGUGAAACCAAUCCUGCAACAGCAAUUGCCACUGUUGCCCUAGUCAGCCUGAACAGAGUUCAGAGCGAAGAACAAGAUAAAGGACACGCGGUGGAAGCGGUUUCUGAAAUAGAAUCCGUGUCUGAGAAAGCCAAAGCCGAACAGAUUAAGCCCUUGCAGGAGGACCAAGGGUACGAAGUGCAACUGCCACACAGUGGCGCGGAUAUUAUUCCCCAUAAGCAAACCGAGCACACAAUAUUAACUACAGAGUCUGUACGCGUUCUGGCACCAGCCGAGAAAGCAAACAUUGGCGACCUCAAUGACUUUGACGCUAUAGAGGUCACUAUUCCUAAAAGGGAACGCGAGAUGUUCGAACAAUUCGCGCAACAUACUAUUGAAGAUGCGCUGCGAGAAGCCAUCGAGCAGGUCGACGAAGAGAAAAUUAAGGAGCGUUCGAAUCAACCAGGAUGUUCGGGCAUAGCCUCAAUAGAACUGUGUACGGAAGAGGUUACACGUCAGAUCAUGGGGGACGUCAAAGCAGAUUCUGGGCGGCGCCGACCUCCGCCAAUCGUCAUCGAAGAUUCGAUCAAUGCCAAUCCUAUCAAUGCGACUCCUACUGCUCAGAAGGAGUUCAUCCGGCGAUACGCUGAACUAAUGGCCACCGAGAUUAUUCGAACCGUCCUACAGCCAUCUAAAAUAGGCGUAACACCAUCAAAACGAGCAAAAUCCGAUACCCAAAUCGGAACGGAGAAGGAGACAAGCGGUGGCCAGUUGGCCAUAAUGUGUGACGCACUUCGACAGGGAGUCAAGGACGGUGGUGAUUUUUUAGGAGAAGGUGCCGCGUCUCCAAGCCGUGGGGAGGCGUCUCCGACGGCACUGCUAGGAACAACCACGGCGGUCGCCAUAUCCAUACUGACCAGUUCCAAUCACCCCCCAUGUGCUGCAUCAGCAGUACAACAGUAUCGACUACGGUCAUCACCACAGCCGGCAGCGCAAUUAAUAAACAAUCAACGAGAGAAUAUAAACAACAGCAACAAUUUUCCAGCGAUGGAGCCCGAGCAGAAACAGGACCGGGAGAAAAUCCACCCGGAAUUCUGGGAUCUAGCAAACUGCAAGAAAGUGGUAGACCAUCCUCCGUACCUUCAAGCUCCCCCUGGUCCCCAAUGCAAAUCCUCUGGCGAAUCCGAUCGCUAUCGAUUGAACUCUCCAGAUACAGUUUUGAGGGCCAAUCAAUGCGCCGACAACAACAGCAAUGAAGCCAUUCUCCUGCACAAAAGCAACAACCUGAACAACAAUAGUGGACAUGAUAAUGUGAAUUGUACCCAGCAGCUCAACAUCAACAACAACAACGAUGAUGAUGAUGAUGACGAUAUUUGUACCAGCUUUAAGAUUGAAGCGCGUCAUGUUAAGGAUGUUCUACUUGUGCUUGAAAACGAUAAUACUGCCCGGAACCGAGUCGGGGCGGUAACUUACGAUACGCACAGCAAAGGCCCAUCUGAUUCGACUACCAUCGAACGGAAAAUUGACGCUGGUAGCUGUGACAACCCUGAGCGGACUUCAUUGCUUCGUGAAUCGUCGAUUACUUCGUACGGCAGUGGCGGAACCAACGGCAACGGGGCGAAUUCAAGCUCACUGCCCUCAGACUCGGGGGUUCAGUCCGAGGUUGACGACGAUGAGCACGUCGUGUUCGCCGUAGCGCCUACUACGGUGACUCUGGCUGCUCGGGCAGCUAGCGGAGAGAUGGUUACGCGUAAUGGGGUGAAGCUACAAGGUAAAUUGGAGCCAACAUCUAACGCAUCGACGCUUCCAGCUAAACCAUUAUUGCAAACUCUGGCAAGCAAAGUACCCCUGCUCAGGGAAGCGCGUAACACUGGUUUUCCCUUUGGAUUUUGUUGCUGUGUUAUGUAAAGGUCGUACUUUAUAUAGCCGAUUCUCAUUUACAACUAACGCCAGACACAGAUCGCUAUAAAUCCAUCCAUCCGCGUCCAUCGACCUUGCCACCUUGAUAACUAUUUCAUCUACACCGCCAUCGGCUGGUAUAAUCCGCGUGUGCUUCCCAGUAGACUGGACGCCAUGAAGUUUUGUACCUCAAGCAAUACAUAGCAAAUCUAUUAACUGGUAACCGAGGCCAGUAGCGAAACGAAAUAUUAACACUAACCAAAAAAAAGUUUCUAGCUCAAGCUUCGAUGCUGAAAGCAUCCGUCAAUAUCAAACCGCUAAUAAUCUCUAAAAUCGAUUCCAACACAAUUACAUAGGCUAUUGUAGCCUAAAAAGGUUAUCUCAAAAGUGCCACCCACAGAGUUAAUAUAGUACAGUAUGGUAAGCUCACCUUCACUUUAUCUCACACGCAUAUUCUUUACUCAUUCUGUGUGAUUCAGCCCGACCUGAUACUGAAUGUGCAAAGAUAAGAUCACCAUUGGGCACAUCGUUUACGUAUGGCUUGGAAGUGUCAACGUUAGCUAGAAGUAGGAACGAACGAUAAACAUCAUCGAUUUUGAAUUUAAUUAUCUUCAGUUACUGUUUCUGCAAGAACGUUUUUUUAACUAUCUGGGUAUUCAGUAGUGUUUUCGGUGGCACGAAACUAAGGUGUUUCUGAUGAAUGCAGGACAUACUCAGGAGUUCCGCUAACUAUCCUAGCUAGAACGCUCGUCACCUGAAAGGAUUCACAAUUUGCUAACAUUUAUUGUGCACUGAGAAUAAUUUACUCCUUCGGUCCGAAAUAGAUGCAACAGCGCACCUCGCGCAGAUCGGUACCAUCGUUUCGACAACUAGAAUGUUUCCAAGAUAAGCGAGAGAUGAUGAGGAUCACGUGCACGUGUGUGGAGGACAGCGUGUGGUUAUUGUCAUACUUUUUCUACAGCUCCAAUGAGUGGAGUAGAAACGAACACAAUUUUACCAGCAAAAGAUCCCGUUUAAUCCCCUAAGUUCAUUUACCGAAACCUGUUCCACUGGCUAUACCGCAUAGCUAUCGUAUAGAUCGUGGCUGACCUCAAAAGCUAAAAAAAAAGUCACAAGUUGACUCCAGAUGCAAACAUACACAUACGGGCCAGUGUUCCUAAGGUCGGCGGCAAGAAUAGUAUGCUAUAUAUUAAAUAUAUAUACGAUAAUAAUGAUACGAAAGCGACAUCUGGCACCACACGUAGAGGCUGUAGAAUAGAAUUUGUUUCCGUACAAACUGGAUUCUCUCAGUUGCCUUUGGCCGAUAUCAGCCCUUAUUAAUAUCACGCGUACAACAAGUUCAUGUUAUAUGAUAUAUAGCUAUUAUAUUGACAAAAAACGGAUGAAUUGAAAAGAGCUCUCUAUAAUAUGACAUAAAUGGCUGACAGCAACCACGGCUAUAUAGAAAACUAGCAACAACAAGCUAAUAUAAUGAUAUAUUAUUAUAUAAUAUAUGCAGGGUGCCAUAAUAUCGAUGACCGAAUGAGCUAGAGUAAUGAAGCAUGUGAGUCAAAAUAUAGAAACGGACAGGCAGAAAUGACGAUUGUUCUGAAGAUAAUAAAUAAUAGUGAUAAAAGAAGCACUUUUGUUGUGUAGGUAUGACAGCCCAUCUUGCCUGUCCGUCUGUAACACCCAGUUUGCUGAAAGACAUAAAUGGAAGUUCGUGAAAAACAUACAGUGUUGAUUAGUUAUAGGCCUAUUGUUACAAAAAACGGCGCGCAUAUCAUAUGUGAACAUGGAUAUAAUACGUAAUUAGCCAUUAUAAACCACAACAACAAACAUUACUCAGAUGGAAGAAGCCAACCUCGUACCCGUCGAAUAGUCAAAUAUUGCUAUUCGCUAACAAUGGCAGUAUCACCAGCAGUUUUAAGGGCGUUGAAACAGCAGAGGCUGUUUUCAGGUGCCCUCAGGAAAUACAGGCAACAUCAUGCGAAUGAGAUUGUUUCUGUUCGGCAUCGCUUAAAAGCACUGAGUGAUUGAUCAUUGAAGAACUGACGGAUGAGUGAGCACAGCAUGGCGAGGCAGAGUGCCCUGCGGCUGGCUAGUGUUGUCCUCAAAAUGGGAAUGAUCGUGUCUGUCUGGUUCAGCAGUUGAGCACGAAAAACGUAAAUAUAAAAGAGAAGCUUAUAGGAGAUAGCACGACAAUUCUGGCUAUUCUAUAAAACAACUAAACUUUGACUGUGCCACAAAAUGUCACGGAUGAACUAUUGACGCCCCGGUCGACUGAAAAGACGGCGUAACGGCAACAUCUUGCGAAAUGUUUCCCUGCGUGGACGACACUGGUAACUAAUCGAAACAGGAUAUAAAGCAGAUAAGUCAAAGAAUAGGUGCGUCGUCGUCGUUGUUGUUGUUGUGUAGCUGUGUAGAAUGACCCAGUAAAAAAAAAAAAGUAUCGUAUUCGAUAAUACACUAAGUAUCUAAAAUGUUCCUCAGCCACUCGUUUUUGAGAAUUGCGUAUUGUCCACAUCGUACCUGUUAUCAUCGUCUUUUGAGCGAAGCCGUUCCCGGAGAUCGCUCCUGGUAGUAUCCUGUAGGGCAAACGAAGUAGUAGGUUGACGGUGCAAAAAAAAGUGCAGUACUGCUAAGUUCCCCAUUUCCCCGCACUUCAUUGAUUCAAAUAUUGGUUAGACAAAUGACACGUACAUGGAAGACCGAUGAGAUUGUAAACAAACUUUUCACGUUUUUAUUGACGUAUUAGCGCUAACUGUGCUAUUGUAACAGCAAAAGGAGCGCCUGACCUUUCCGGAAAUUAUUGGUCAGAAAAUCAGAAUCAGAAAAUGGACGGAACUUACAGAAGAAUUUUAAUCGGUUUGCGAUAAUUCAUAUUACCACGCAAUUAACGAUGAAGAACUGAAUUAACAAAGUAAAACGGCAGUAGGAAACGGCAGCAUAUUUAGUUAUAGGUUUUAUUGUAUAUCAGAGCCGUGGCUAUGGAAUCUUCAAUAUCAGAUCGCUUUUGCCAUAGGUGCCAUUGUCACAACAUUGCAAAGGCGUACAGACAUCGUCGUGACUCAAACUUGAGACAUCAGUUACCAUCGUCAUCAAUAGUACAAUCAAUAGCGGAUACAAACAGGUAAGUAUUCGAUUAAGAAAGUUGCGCAGGAGAGCAGAAGGGUAAAUAUUUAAAAGCAAGUAUAUAUAUAUAUAUAUAUAUAUAUAUAUAUAUAUAUAUAUAAGCAAGAGAUACAGUCGUGCCCAAGAAUGCUGUCGAAGAGAGAAAUCGAUGAAAUAAAAUGGCAUGUUAAGCUCA
Molecule: messenger RNA, 9597 nt
Organism: Varroa destructor (honeybee mite)
Lineage: Eukaryota; Metazoa; Arthropoda; Arachnida; Mesostigmata; Varroidae
Source: RefSeq, a predicted model, not a curated record